AUGCUAGCUGGUGCAUCCCCAUUGUCGUCUACCAAAAAGCAGAGAAAGAAAUGUCGUUCACAAAGUUUUGCUGAAGCAAGUUAUCAUGCGUUGCCAGAUUUAGAGCAGCAAGCAGAGCUAGGUUUUUCUGAUACCGGUGUGAUAUCACGGGCAAAUUAUCUGGAAUCAUAUGGUAAUGGAUUGGUCAGCGAAGAUGAAGGCUUUGAGAAUGAUGAAGAUGGAUCGGAACUUCGUGAAACACGUCCUAGGGCGAUUUAUCAUUCUCGAGCGUCUUUGAAUUCGCCGUUUUUGAGGAGAAGGAGUUCUAAUCUAGAUGGGGCGUCAGGUCCCAACUUGUCGUUGACACCGUCUCUAAGUUCAGUGAUGUCUCAGGUUCGAAAGUUUAACAAUCUUGCUUCCUCGGUACUUUCGAGUGGUACUUUCGGGGGAGCAUCUUACACAUCCAGUAAUAAACGACGGGAUACAGCAAGUCUUAGCAGCUCUUCAAGCUCUUCAAAUUCUCGAAGGAGAGCAUGUGAUCUUCACAUAUUGGCUUCAACAGCUUCUGAGGGGGGGAUACAAAAAUUCAAUGAAGUGCAUAUUGAUAGUUGGUUUGGAGAGGAUGAUGGGUUUGAAGGUGAGGGUGAGUAUGAAGAAGAAGAAGAAGAAGAGGAAGAGGGAGAGGGAGAAGAAGGAGUGCAAUUUAAUGGUAAUGCUGGCUUUGACCAUCCGCUGACUAUGAUAGGCGAUGAAGGAGAAGAAUCGUUCGAUGUAUAUGGCAGUAGUUGGGAGGCCAUGGGGUUUAAUUUCUGCCUCCCACGUUUAAAAUGCAUAAACCCCCAGGACUUCGACUUACAAGACACAUGGACGGAGGAGGAUAUAAUUCAGUUCUAUCCUCCAGUGUAUCGGAGACCACAGCUUAAGUCUUCUCAAAAGGCUUCACCAAAUGGUAUCUCCACAAGGCGAGCUUCAGUUGAGUUAACUAUUGAUGAAAUGAAGAAUGUCGGUAUGAUGAUGGAACAUCUUCCGUCAAUUACACGACCAAGGUCAGCUUUAGAUACAGUAGAAUUAGAGCACUGGCCCAGUAAUGAAAAUGAUGGUACAAUGUCCAGUACACAGGUUACAAAGAUGAUUGAUACAGAGGAAAAUUGGUUAGACUUCCAUCUUCCAAAUAGAAGAACAAGGCAGUCUUCAUUAAAUCCGAAUUUUCUAAGGUUAUAUGCUCUUGAGCUCUCCUGCAAGGUGAAAAGUAUACUACCAGACUUAAAUGUCGAUGAGCAUGUAUUAAAAAAGCUUUCAUACGAUGAUAUUUGGAAUUUGAACAUACCAAAUACCCAUGAGAAUGUAUCUCCAUAUCAAAUUAAAUUAGCUUUGAUAACAAGACGAAAAUUAUGGACGGAUAUGUGUAAUAUUUUAAGACAAGAUUUGCAUGGUGUUAAUGCUCCGUGGAACUUGAAGUUUGUUUCAGGUCAUUCUACCAAUCAAGAUACAGAAAAGGGGCAGAAACUUGGCUCAACGACUUCUUUAGUUCGUGUUAAAUCCGACGUCAAACCUUGGUCAAAGGAUGGUAACCGUUUUAUGCUAAGGCCUUGUGGUAAGUUGUCAAUGGGUAAGAGCAGCAAUAGAGAUAUACAAUAUGUAGUAAAGGGAUGGUGUGACAGUAGAUUUUGCUAG
Molecule: messenger RNA, 1653 nt
Organism: Eremothecium cymbalariae DBVPG#7215
Lineage: Eukaryota; Fungi; Ascomycota; Saccharomycetes; Saccharomycetales; Saccharomycetaceae
Gene: GIS3
Product: Gis3p
Exons: 1
Coding region: 1-1653 (550 amino acids)
Source: RefSeq, a predicted model, not a curated record